CAAUUGCAGCUGCAUUGGAUUUCCGUAUAAAUAGGCCAGCGUUCAAUGCAAUUCUAGUUCAAAUCGCAACAAACCCUCAACGCUACAAAAUGUUCAAGCUGUGUGUUCUGCUCGCUGUCCUCGGCCUGGCUUUGGCUGCUCCUGCGCCUGCGCCCGCUCCAGUGCCCGCACCCGCACCUGCUCCAGGUCUCUGGGGUCCAUGGGGUCCCGCUCCUUGGGGUCCUGCUGUAGUCGCUGCUCCCCAUUGGGCUCCAGCUCCACAUGUUGUUAGCGUUUUGCCUGCCGCUGUCUCCCACGCUGCCAUCACCCAAGUGCAUCCAUCUCCAGUGCUGGUCAAGAGCGCGUAUCCCUAUGGUCCUGUUAUCGUUGGUUAAAGCCACACAGCAGCUCAACUAAUUACCCAACCAACCACCCACCCACCCACUACACACACACACACACACAACUGAUUCUUCUGCUUAACAUGAAACUCACAGCUAAUUGUUACACAACAAAAGUUAAAGCCUGCCGUUAAAUUUACCAAGUGCCCUGUUUAUAGUAGAACAAACUAAGUGAAAAAAAACUAAAAAAAAAAAAA
This is a messenger RNA of Drosophila busckii, 577 nucleotides long. It is a transcript of the gene Nplp3, whose product is annotated as neuropeptide-like 3. The transcript has 2 exons. Bases 90 to 374 code for a protein of 94 amino acids. Lineage: Eukaryota; Metazoa; Arthropoda; Insecta; Diptera; Drosophilidae. The record is from RefSeq and is a predicted model, not a curated record.